Molecule: messenger RNA, 5160 nt
Organism: Plasmodium gonderi
Lineage: Eukaryota; Apicomplexa; Aconoidasida; Haemosporida; Plasmodiidae
Product: ferlin
Exons: 3
Coding region: 1-5160 (1719 amino acids)
Biological process (GO): plasma membrane organization
Source: RefSeq, a predicted model, not a curated record
AUGAACUUUGGGAAGAAAACUCAGUACAACAUCAAGGUGGAUAUACAUGAGGUGAAAGAUUUGAGCUUCCGAGAAAGUGCGAAUGAAAAGGAAAUAAUUCCAAACCCGUAUGUACAAGUAACAGUGAAUAAUGAGAAAAAAUGCACAGCGAAAAAAAAUCAAGCAGUGAAUGUGGUGUAUAACACAUCCUUUAACUUCUCAAUGGAUUUAACAGAUUAUCAUUUUGAAAGAACAAGUGUUGAUGUGUGUGUUUUGCACAAAUAUACAAUUCAAAGUGCAUUAAUAGGAAAAUGUUCAUUCGGGUUAAAUUAUGUAUACUCCAAAGUACAGCAUUGGUUAUAUAGAAUAUGGGUGAAGUUAAGAAAUCCAGAUUUGCCACUUGACGAAGUUGGUUUUUUGUUAAUAUCAGUAGGGGUGUACGGCCCAGGGGAUUCCAUACCAAUUGUCAAUGAUAGUGUAAAGACAAAUAUAAACGAUGCAACUGUUACAAAUGCAGAAGCAGCUCGUAGUGGAGACAGUGAUAAUGAUGAUAGUAGGGGUCAACUCUGUGAAAAUAAAGGAUUGGACAUACACAUCACUCACUAUGAUUUAUGCGUAAAUAUUUUCAGAGGUCAAGACAUGGAAUUUAUCGGUAGUAGUACUUUAUUCUCAAACAGCUUAGAACCAUAUGUAAAAGUAUCUCAUAAUGGGUUCGAAGAGAGCACAAAGGUUAUUAGAAAUGAUCCUAAUCCUGUAUGGAAUCUAAGUGUACACAUACCUACAUGUACUCCUUGUUAUGAUAAAAAUAUAAUUAUUGAAUUAAUAAAUGGAGAACAUAACGGAGUAGUUAUGUAUAGUAUUCUUUUAGAUUUAUUUGAGAUAUUGAAGCGUGAAUUAGAUGCUAGAUGGUAUAAUAUAUAUUAUAACCCCCAAAAUCAGAUUGCCCCGAGAAGUAGUAUGUAUAACCAAAAUGUAAAUAAUAAUGCACCUUGUGCAAAUACAAAUAGUAAUACUACUCCCAAUUCUGCUAAUGCAUUGGGAAAUUAUUUAUUCUCAGCUACAGCUGAAAAGUUAUUCAAAAAUGCAACUCAAGGGAUCAACAUUAAUGAAAUUUUGGGAGUAACCAAAGUUCAAAAUAUGUUUUCAUAUGAUGAAAAUUUAAAAGAAUUCUAUCUAUAUGGGGGUAGAAUUUUUCUCAGUGUAAGUGCAACCAAAACACAUGCACCGGGUCCUAUAUACAUCAAAUCAGCAAAAGUUGAGCCAGAUCCACCUAAUAAAGAAUUUAUUUUUUGUGCAGAUAUUUAUGAAAUAUUAUCAGUUCGUAGUAAUACAAAUAAAGGAAUGAACUAUGCUUCUAUGAAUGAUAGGAUUAAUUAUAACAAAGCAUAUGAUUCAAAUGGUGAUAACAUCAUAUGUGUAUGUGGUUUGGGACCACAUAAAUUGAGAACUACUCCGUUGAUAGCAAAUGAGGUAGGAUCAUAUGUACUAAAUGAAAGUGUAGGUAGAAUUGAUGAAUUUCGUAUCUUUCUUCCACAAAAUAAUAUUGAUCAGAUAUAUGAUAUCUUUUUAUACAUUUAUGUAAAAUCCAACAUGGCUGUUACAGAUUGGAUUACAAAUAGGAGUGUGUAUAACACAGGAGUUCUUCAUAAUAACCAUGAUUAUUACGAUUCUGGAGAUGCGAAUAAGUUUAUGAAACUUAAUCAAAUGGGUUCUAUAAAUAAGCAUUCAGAAAAUCUUUUUAAUGAUUCCGAUGUAAUGAGUAAUUAUAAAUUAAAAAGUUAUGUAAGAAUUCCUUUCAAAUAUUUACUACUAAAUGAGAAUAAACCAAAAUGGUUCAUUAUGAAGGAUGUAGAAACAAAUGGACAUGAUUAUAGCAUUUCCUUUUUUGCUAAUUUGAUUCCUUUUCAUUUGUUUAAGAAACGACCACCGAGAUUAGAAUAUAAAUUAUCUCGGUACUUUUUUCGUGCACUAAUCUAUGAAGGAUUACAUUUUCCUGCAAAAGGAUAUAAUUCUUUUCCAGAUCCUUAUAUAAAAAUUGAACUAGCUGGACAGACCAUAAAAACUAGUACUAUUUUACAUACCUUGAACCCAAAUUAUUAUGAAGCAUAUGAAGUAGAAGUGAUUCUACCAACCAAUUUAAAUCUUGCACCUGAUAUAUCGAUAGAAGCAUUAUCUGUUAAUAAAACAUUCCUUUACAAUGACGAUGACAUCCUACUAGGUUCAUGUACUUAUCCAAUAAUAAAGGUCCCCAUAGAAUGGAAACGCUCACCUGUUUGGAUAAAUUUAAAAUCGUCACAAUAUAAAAAAUGUAAAGCAAAAUUAUUAGUUGGAUUUGAAUUAGUUCCUUUAGAAAAAGUUCUUGAUGAUAGUUAUCCAUUUUAUGAUGACAUUAGACCUUCUACCUUACCUGGUCAUGUAUCUUUAUUUCUUGUUGGUAUACGUAUGUUUAAACCUUUGAAAGAUCCAUCAGUAACUGUUUGUUUUGGACGAGAUAUUGAUGAUACAUCUCAAUUCCUGUGGCAUGAAACCACAAACAAAGUUAUUUCAGGGAAAGAAGGAAAUUGGAAUUUCUUAAAAUAUUUUUCUCUCGAUGUUGCUUUACCAAAACGAAUGCAACAUCAUAGUUUUUUAGAAGUUCGAAUUGAAGAUAGAGAUUUGAAUACUGGAUUUACUACGACAGGUGCAAAUACUACCCAGUCAGCCAAAGCUACGAAUAAUAACAAUUUAAUCGGUACUGCAUAUAUCACUUUGAACCCGUUACUUCCUUGGCUAGAUAAAUAUGAAAAAAAUGAAUGUGCUGAAUUGUUUAAGUUACAUCUGCUCGAGGAAGUUCUAAUGGAAGAUGCAGAAACUGCAAGGAAGACAUACAACGGGGCUCUUAUUUAUAAAAAAAGUUCUAUGAUUUCGAGAAAAAUUACCGAUGGAUUUUUUGAUGGUGCAGGUGCUGAUACAGACAAUGAUGAGGACUAUGGAGAGAGGCAUGCAGGUGGGUUCCAUGCCAUGUCUUUGGUUGCACUUGAGGAAAGAGCAGAAGAAGAGGAAGCAGCUACAGAUGUGGAUGCCCGUCCUGUUGCAGGGGUAGAGGCAGGAGUAGAGACAGAUGUGGAUGAAGAAGCUGGUAUAGAACCCAACGCUGACACAGCGCCAGAUGCAGUGAUUGAGUUGGGAGAAGUGCCAGACCUGGAGGAAACACGAGGAGAUGAAGAGGAUGAAGAAGAUGGAGAAGAUGAAGCAGAUGGAGAAGAUGCAGAAGAUGAUAAGCUGCUCCACCCGCACAACAACCACGUCGAAGGAGAUGAAGUCCAUUCGUCCAGAGUACUCAGGGAAGAUGCAUCUACCAAAUGGAGAGGCAAAGAUGGAAAAGGUAAAAAGUGGAAAGGUAGAAAGGGAAAAAAUUCAGGGAGCAGGGAACGAUGCACGAAAUUGAGGGUCGUCGAGAAAGGAAUAAAACAGAUGCAGGAAAUGAGUAAAAAGAAAAAAAAAAACUUGAAGAAAUAUGUUAAUAAAGAAUACGUGCCAUAUAACGAUCCCGACUUUGCAAAUGUUCGAAUCGAAGAGGCACUUGAACAUGUGUGUUUCAAAGCUAGCGAAUAUGGAAAUGAUUCUGUUGUAAAUGUAGAAGAGAAAGAAAUGGAGGAUAAUGAGAGUAAUGCAAGUGAAAAACGAUUAAAAUUGAGAGACAUGAAUUUUUUUAAAGGAAAACAUGAUGAUAAUAGGGAAAAAAAUAUACUAAUGAAUAAGAAAAAGGAUAAAAAAACUAUUUACGGGUUCAAUGAAGAGAUGUUAAAUUUUCAACUAUCGCUAGCUGGAGAUGAUGAGCAAGAAGAAAUACAAAGAGAUGAGAUGUUAUACGAAUAUGAAGUAGAUAUGAAUGUAGAUGAUUUACCAUACCUAAGAGCAACUAUAUUUAGAUGCACAGAUUCAGGAGUACCAGAAGCUGUAGGUUAUUUAAAAUAUAUAUGCAAUGUUUAUGAUGAGAAAACUAUACAUUUAAAAAAGGAGAUGCUAAAAAAAUGUGAUAAUUUAGUAAAUGAAUAUAAAUUGACUAGAAAUUUGGUUGUAAGAGCAUAUAUAAUUCAAGCAAGAGGAUUGAACCCACCCUCUGGUGCAACAGAUAUAACUACUUAUGUAUGGAUCAAAAACAGUAAUGAAAUUACCAACAUCCCUGGAGGAUUAUCUCAUAAUAUUAAAGACACAGGUCAUACUAAGAAGCAGGGAUAUAAACCUGAAUUUAAUAGAUGUUAUCAGUUGUUGUGUUCUUUUCCUGAUGAAUCUAUUAUUCAAAUAUGUAUAAUGAAUCAAGGUUCCUUGUCAGAUGAAAUAAUUGGAUACACAUACAUCGAUAUGGAAGACAGAUAUUUUAAUCCACGAAUUAGACAACUCAUGAUAGAUGAUAGUAUGCCAAUUGAAUUACGAUCACUCAAAUUAGAAAAUAGUACCAUUUCUCAUGGAUCUUUAAGAUGUUGGUUUGAAAUAUACCCAGAAGAAUAUGCACAAUUAAAUCCUGUUAAAAUUCUGUGCUCUAAUGAACCUGAUGAUUAUCAACUGAGACUUGUAAUAUGGAAAGUUAGCAAUGCAGCUAUGGAUGAUAAUCCUACCAUUAGUCUCUUUGUCAGAUGUAUAUACACAGAUGAAGAUUCUGAAGACAAGCGAGACACAGACACCCAUUACAAUAGCAAGGAUGGCAAGGGCAUGUUCAAUUGGCGUUUUGUUUUCAACAUUAAAAUUCCAACCAACUCAACCAGUAUCAAAGUGCAGGUGCACAACUACGCUCUGCUUUCUUCAAACGAACCCAUUGGAGAAGCCACACUCGAAAUGUCUGCUCACUUUUACCGGGCUCGCAAGAAGAAGGGUCUAUACCACAUUCCGCGGUUCUGGCUUCAGUGCAAACACCCAGCCCACAAAAAUAAGGUCCGUGGGAGUGUCGAAAUCGAGGCGAGCAUAUUGCCCAAAUCAGAAGCAGAGAUAGAACCCGUAGGAAACGGAAGAGACGAACCCAAUAGAGAUCCGUUUCUGCCACCCGUAACUGAAAACAGGACAUACGUAGAUUGGGUGACCAUUAACGAGAAAUUUGGAGCCGCAACCGCAUCUAUUAUGCAAGGUUUGAAGUGGACAGGCGUAUGGAUUGUUGUUGCUGUCAUAGUCGUGGGUGUAUUUUUCCUUCUGUUUCUCUUGAAAUGA